Messenger RNA from Rhododendron vialii, 2619 nucleotides. Its product is annotated as protein terminal ear1-like. Bases 177 to 2243 code for a protein of 688 amino acids. NCBI's taxonomy places the organism in Eukaryota, Viridiplantae, Streptophyta, Magnoliopsida, Ericales, Ericaceae. The record is from RefSeq and is a predicted model, not a curated record. Gene Ontology annotation, molecular function: RNA binding. The transcript has 5 exons.
AAAGAGAGUGUGUGUGUGUGUGAUAUGUGACAUGUACAGUCUACUCGGGAAGCCAAGCGCAUGAUGGAACGUAACCACAGCCGGCAAAACCCUCCCGCCACCACCACUGCCGUUCAACCCCUCUAAAUUCCACCGUUAAAAACUUAAACCCCCACUUUCCACCAUUCCAAACCGCCAUGGGAGACGCCGGCUUCAUAAGGUUUCCGACCUGUUUGGACCCGAGAGCAGAAGAGUUCCGUCCGUUCAAUCAAGUCACCUUGUUCCAACCCCACCCCCACCAAAUUUAUUACCCUUACCCGCAGCAGCCAAUCGCCGACCUCCACCUCACCCCCUUCUCCGACUUUACCAACACUACCAACGUCGCACCCUUCUACGCGCCCCAGGCGCACGUUAGCCUCCCGCCGUUGCCCCCGCCGCUCCCGCCGCCGUCCCCCGCGCCGACGAGGACUCUGCUCCUGAGCUCCGUCCCGACCGACGUCAGCGAGUCCGACGUCAGGCGGGACUUGGAGAUUUUCGGAGACGUUCGUGCCGUUCAGAUGGAGAGGGUGCGGGACGGGAUCGUGACUGUCCAUUUCUACGACGUCAGGAGCUCGCAGAGGUCGGCGGCGGAGAUACGGGGGCAGCACAUGAGGCAGCAGGGAAGGCUUAGGGUUUAUUACGACGCCGUUUUGGCGAGGAAUUCGAGUGGUGAGUUCGGCGGUGGUGGCGAGGUGUGGGAACCGGUGCCGGUGGCGGCGCCGGUGGGGCCGGGGGUGGUGGGGGGCCACGCGGUGUGGGCCCAGUUUAAGGUGCCGGUGGGGGUGGGUGGGGUUCCUGAUGGGGUUAAUCAGGGGACGAUUGUGGUGUUCAAUUUGGACGAGGGGGUGAACACUGCUAGGCUCAAAGAGAUUUUUGAAGCGUUUGGUCCGGUGAAGGAACUGAGAGAGACGCCGAUGAAGCGGCAGCAGCGUUUCAUUGAAUUCUACGACGUCAGGCACGCAUCGAGAGCCCUCGCCCAAAUGAACGGCAAAGAAAUCAACGGCAAAGAAAUUGUCAUCGAAUUCAGCCGCCCCGGCGGCCACAUCAAGAAAUUCGCUAAUAAAUCCGGCCAAACCCGCACCCUCAAAACCUUCCAUUCCCCUCCCCGUUACUCCAAACCCAAUCCCCGCCCCUUUCCAUCCCCGCUGCCACCGCCACCACUGUCGUUUCCGCUUAAAAUUCACAGCGGUGGCAGCCCGAACGUGCCGCCCCGUUGCUACAAUUCUCAAACCCAAUUGAAAUCGAAGAAAGUUGGUGGGUGCAAAGGGAUGAGUAAUGGGUUCAUUGUGAACGAAAGUGAAGGGUGUUUUAAGAGUAAUAGUACUAAUAGUAAGGGUAGUGGGAAGAAGAAUUCGAGGAAGGGUGAGAGUAAUGGAAGUGGGGGUGGAACGAGUAAUAAUACGGAGAAGCAAGUGGAGAUUAGAAAGGUGAGUGGUAGUAGGAUGUUUUUGAAGGGGAGGCAAGGGGGGAAGGGCUGUUUGGAUACGAGGUUUUUGAUAAACGAAGAAGGGGUUUCGGAGACGGAUUGCAGGGAUUCGAGGACGACGGUCAUGAUCAAGAACAUACCCAAUAAGUACAGUCAGAAGCUACUGCUGAACAUGCUGGACAACCACUGCAUUCACUGCAACGAGAAUAUCGCCGACGGCGGCCCCUUGUCUUCCUACGAUUUUCUGUACCUCCCCAUUGAUUUCGUCAACAAGUGUAAUGUUGGAUAUGGGUUUGUGAACAUGACAUCGCCGGAGGCAACAUUGAGACUUUACAAGGCCUUUCACCAUCAAAAUUGGGUAGUCUUCAAUUCCAAGAAAAUUUGCGAAGUCACCUAUGCCAGAUUGCAGGGCGCGGAAGCAUUAAAGGAGCACUUCAGGAAUUCCAAGUUUCCAGGCGAAGCAGAUGAGUAUUUGCCAGUGGUCUUCUCGCCACCUCGUGACGGCAGCAGCCAAUUAACGGACCCCACUCCCAUUGUUGGCCGCUCCUCCAUUAACGCCGUCCAAUCCCCUUCUGCCGUCAGCUCUUCUAAUUCCAACUCCUCCCGAGAACCCAAUGAUGGUAAUGAUGAUCUACGAGCUGUAGAAGAAGGAGAAGAAGUAAGCGGCGGCAUUGAUAACAAUGAUGGGUGUCAUAGUAAUGACGGCUUGGGUGGUGUUAACGAUGUCGGUGGUGGCGGCGGCAGUAACACCACCUCCUCAAACGGCGGCGAUAGUGGUCAUGACCCAUAUGACCAAUAGCUGAGAAUUUGUAGAAAUGUCGGUCAGAGACAGAUGUUCGUGCACAGAUUCGAAUCUAGUUGUGCAAAGGUCUCUUGGGUCCAGCUGCAUUGGAUAGUGCGUAUACAUUUUGGGCGGUUUUGUGCAUAGACAUCUGUGUCGGUAUCAUUACUCUAGAGACGAUAUCAAAUCAAAAUCUCUACUUUUGUAAUCAUUCAGAUAUGGAAGCUGUAGUUUGGGGCUAUAAAAACUGCUAAUAAUUACAACUACAUACUGUGACUGGGGGUUGGCUAUAACUGGCAACCAACAGCUUGGAAACCCAACCCUAAUGAGGGGGUGCCUUCUUUUUGAGCUCCGAGCCCAAGAAACCUGUUCCAAGAUUAGCCUAAGCUAUAGC